AUGAGGAUUCAAGCAGCAUCUCUUUGUUUUUUGCUGGCAGGUGUGGGUACCACAGCUUUUCAGACGACAGGCCCAACCACACCAAGGUUCGGCACCAGAAUCAAUGCUGUCGACGAUCCGAAUCAAGUCGAAGAUGACACGUCCAACACUAGGCGAAAAUUGUUCCUCGCCGGCGGAUCGUUCGCCUCCCAAAUGGCUCUCCUCCCCGUCUUUACGGCCUUGGCGGAUGAAGGUGAGGGAGACAUGACUACCCAAUUGUUCAACCCAGAUGGAUCCUUAAAGGGGGAAGUGGAAGAAGCCAAAUUCAGAUCCGUCAGCAUUGCCUGGGACGGCCCCUCUGAAAAAUACUUUGUCAAUGUUGACGGUGCUAACAGCGCAGGGACCAAUAGCGGAUCAGAAGUUCGUCUGUCUUACAAAGUCCCAGAGAAGUGGCAACAAAAGGACGAUGGAUAUUUCGACAAAUCUACCACGAACCUUGCCAAGGCCUGUCAAAGAAUAUUUGUAUAUAGGGCCCCGGGAAAAGUCACUCCUGACAGACUAGCCAAAGCAGCCACCAUUGGAAUUGCGGAUGCCUUGUACGUUACAGACGACUUGAAGGAAUUGAAGGGCGCAGAUCUUCUCUCCGGAAGAUCUAGGAAACAGGGAGACAUCAAGUUUUACGAUUUUGACAUGGCCCUCGCUCCCAAAACGUGUGGGGACUCAAAGGAGAAUCUCGGCCUUGGUUUCUGCCCGUUCGAAUCCAUCUAUCUGCUGUCGGCUGCUGUUCUGGAUGACGCCUUGUACGUCCUGGCUUUGGAAUGCGACAAGUCUGAAUGGAAGGUUGCAAAUAGCGACUUGAAGAGGGUACGGUCAAGUUUUGCCUUUGACGUGUAA
This is a messenger RNA of Seminavis robusta, 873 nucleotides long. The record is from the annotation of a GenBank genome assembly. NCBI's taxonomy places the organism in Eukaryota, Bacillariophyta, Bacillariophyceae, Naviculales, Naviculaceae.